GUUUAGCAAUGGCAUGGUCGCCUCGAGUGACAUCAGGUAACGUUCCGAUGGCAAUUAGUAGACUGAGAACCUGAAUGUCGUUCGUUUCAUGACGCUCCCUGUGCUAUAUGAUACGAACUUCCGCAAACCACGAUCGUACUUUUAGAUCAAGAAAGUCGGAAUACCAAACACUGCUAGACCAAAUCCCCCAAGAAUAUCAACUAUGUCCCAACUUAAGAUUGCUUCGGUGCAGUUCGAGAACUGGUCCGGAAGUAAGGAUAAAAACCUAGCCAUCAUCCGCCGGAUGGCAAGGGAUGCGGCAUCCCGCGGAUGCAAUGUUGUAGCUUUCCACGAAUGCUCGGUUACCGGAUAUACCUUCGCUAGCCGUCUCUCCAAAGAGGAACUGCUCGAUCUUGCCGAAGACGUUCCAGCCGGUCCAAGCACUUGUUCUUUGAUCAAAACGGCUCGUGAGCUAGACAUUACAAUCCUGGCUGGGCUGUUUGAGAAAGACGAAAAUGGCUGCAUUUACAACACAUACAUCUGCGUUGACGGCAGCAGAGGCUUCGUAGCCAAGUUUCGCAAACUGCACCCCUUCAUCAGCCCGCAUCUGAGUCCAGGCAAUGAAUAUGUGGUUUUUGACCUUCUUGGUUGGAAAUGCGGUAUUCUGAUAUGCUACGAUAACAACGUUGUCGAAAAUGUCCGGGCUACAGCACUUCUCGGUGCAGAGAUCAUAUUCAUGCCGCAUGUAACAAUGUGCACCCCGUCUACUCGUCCGGGCGCUGGCUUCGUUGAUCCUUCGCUUUGGACUAAUCGACAUCAAGAUCCAACUUCUUUGCGAGCCGAGUUCAGCAGUCUCAAAGGCAGACAAUGGUUAAUGAAAUGGCUACCAGCAAGAGCCUACGAUAAUGCAGUCUACGUCGUCUUCUCGAAUCCCAUCGGUAUGGACGAUGAUCAAUUGAAGAACGGGUGUUCCAUGAUCCUUGAUCCGUUCGGAGAUAUCUUAAGCGAGUGCUCUCUGCUUGAUGAGGACAUGGCCGUUGCGACUUGCAGCAAAGACAAGCUUCAACUAGCAGGUGGAUUUCGAUACAGACAAGCUAGAAGACCGGAGUUAUAUCGAGAUAUCCUAGGCUCAGAUCAUAACUCAUCUCUCAAUGUUUCCUGGUUGGGCAAGUAGAACUUUCUAGACGCCUGGGCUGGCGAUGAUGAGCCCCAGCUGCCAUUCGGUUCUUUCAUCAAAAGGACACGGUCGCGUGGCCCAAUGGCAAGGCGUCUGACUACGAAUCA
This is a messenger RNA of Fusarium redolens, 1263 nucleotides long. RefSeq names its product carbon-nitrogen hydrolase. Bases 203 to 1153 code for a protein of 316 amino acids. The transcript has a single exon. Gene Ontology annotation, molecular function: hydrolase activity, acting on carbon-nitrogen (but not peptide) bonds, in linear amides. The record is from RefSeq and is a predicted model, not a curated record. NCBI's taxonomy places the organism in Eukaryota, Fungi, Ascomycota, Sordariomycetes, Hypocreales, Nectriaceae.